Oryzias latipes (Japanese medaka) is the source of this 1446-nucleotide messenger RNA. RefSeq names its product transmembrane p24 trafficking protein 1b (gene tmed1b). Lineage: Eukaryota; Metazoa; Chordata; Actinopteri; Beloniformes; Adrianichthyidae. The record is from RefSeq and is a predicted model, not a curated record.
AUCACAAGAUGCCAAAGCUGUGGUGCGGAAGAGCGCUGUUAGGGUCGAUGGCUGAAGGUAGAUAAGUGUUUAUGCGGACACACCGAGGAGCCCCUGACAGCAGGGAGCGCUGGACGUUUCUCCACCAUGGACGUCGUCCCGACAACAGCUCGGAACCGUUGGAAACGUUUCUGCUUCGCCGCGGUCUUCAUGUUGAGCGCGAGCGCCGUUGACUGUUUCGGACGGAACCAGGACAACGAGCUGACGUUCCUGCUCCCCGCCGGAAGUUCGGAAUGUUUUUACCAGUCAGCCGUCCAGAAUGGAACGAUGGAGGUCGAAUAUCAGGUGAUUGCCGGCGCUGGGAUGGACGUGGACUUCACCAUCGUUUCCCCUGAAGGCGUUCGGCUGAUCGUCGAGUCUCGGCGUUCUGACGGCGUUCACGUGGUGGAGCCUACAGAGGGCGGGGACUAUCAGAUCUGCUUUGAUAACAGCUUCAGCCGCUUCUCUGAGAAGAUGGUGUUUUUUGAAAUCCUCACGGAGGCGCCGGGCGGAGACGCCGGCGGAGACGAGGAGUGGCCGAUGCUGGACGAGCCUGACGGGAGCCUGCUGGAGUACAAGCUGGAAGACAUCCGAGACUCCAUGGACGCCGUGUACAGACGCCUGGACCGCAGCCGGCAGAUGCAGACCGUGCUGCGGGCCUUUGAGGCGCGGGACCGAAACCUCCUGGAGGAUAACCUUUGGCGGGUGUCGUUCUGGUCCUGUGCCAGCGUUCUGGUGAUGCUGUGCGUGGCUCUCACCCAGGUUUACACGGUGAGGAAACUGUUUGACGAUAAGAGGAGAGUCUGCACAUAAAGUCAGACUCUGUGGGGCUUUAGGGAUGUUUCAGGUAGAAGAACCUUUUCUGCUCCAACAAGUGCCGCUAACGUUUUCCGUGGACCCAUACGGACGUUCCAAAUCGGGAUUCUGUUCUUCAGAGCUUCUGGACUUUUAAAAGGUUGAUCUUAAUGUUUCGCUGCUCGUCCGAGGAGUUUCUCCAGAACCGAAACGUCACACAGACGACCCUGGAACCGAAGAGCAGAACGGCUGAGGAUCCUCAGACAGACAUGAGAUGUUCUGGAGUCUGGGAUGAGGGUCUACGGAGCUAAAGGCUGAGCGCUCACAUAUGUGCUGUGUGGUUUAGGGGUCCAAACGGCUAAAGCCGUCACAUUAUGCAGACUUGUUGGUCAGCCCGUCUGCACACACGGUCCAGGCUGACCAACAGGACGAGGUUCCGUCUGUCAACGGAUGCUGCUUUUGGGAAAUCGUGAUGACUUGGUAUGGAUGUGGACGUCUGCUUAAACUUCCUGUUUUUCUUAACACAUUACUGAUUCCACACAUUUGAAACCAUUUUUGCAAAUGUUUGGAUGUUUUCUGUUCUUCUACGUGGAUGCCAGUGGUUUUUACCGAAUAAAUAUAGUCGUUCAUUUC